Plasmodium malariae is the source of this 339-nucleotide messenger RNA. RefSeq lists its product as uncharacterized. Lineage: Eukaryota; Apicomplexa; Aconoidasida; Haemosporida; Plasmodiidae. The record is from RefSeq and is a predicted model, not a curated record. The transcript is spliced from 2 exons. Bases 1 to 339 code for a protein of 112 amino acids.
AUGAAAAAUUUUACAAAAAUUCCAAAUUUCAAAUUUUUUAUUUUACUAGCUGUUGCCUUGUUAUGUUUCAUUUUACAGAACACACAAAGAUGGGAUGACAUAAAUACAACUGUAGAAUUACAAUUAAGCAAUAGAUGUUUAAGGAACUUGUCUGAAACUUUUGAAGGUGUAUUAAGUGCAGAAUACACAAGAGACACUAUUGAUGUGGAUAAAAAAAAAAAAUUCUUUAUUAAAAGUAACGAAAAUUAUGAUAGGGUAAUAAAAGAAUUAAAAGAAUUGUACAACAUUAAGCAAGAAAAUGAUGAUACAUAUAGUGAAAAUGAAGGUACAAAUACGUAA